AUGAAUCGUGUGGUUUUACGGCCCUGGUGUCGCCCAGAGGUUAUUCGUUCGAUAUAUACCCCUGGCGCCUUUAUACCUCGUCGGGCUUUUCCUGCGCAAUCGAUCUACAAUGCCAAUGGCCGGCACUUUGCCUCGGUGUCGCGUUGGCACAAUAAACAGUCUCCUGAAACCCCUCCUGCAUCAAAUUCCGAAUUGAAUGAACCCAGUAACGCAGCAUUGGAAAAUGAGACAACCAAUUCGUCCGGCCACGUCCCGUGGUAUCUGCAGGAAGCAUCACCGGUCUCCGAGUCGCAGCAGAUUUCGUUCCAGGACCAACUACCGGAUCUCCCAGAGCAAUCCCCGGAAAUUCUUCCCGUUCUCCUGGAAUACGUCUUCAAAGAUCUUGGAUUGGACAAAUUGAACCUGAUGGACCUGCGCCCCUUGGAGACCCCUCCCCCGCUCGGGGCCAAUGUCAUUAUGAUUAUCGGAACCGCUCGUAGCGUGAAGCAUCUGAACGUCUCGGCGGAUCGCCUUUGCCGGUGGUUGAGAAGCACGUGGAAUCUAUCACCAUACGCGGAUGGACUGCUGGGUCGAAACGAACUCAAGAUUAAGCUACGACGGAAGGCUCGUCGAGCUCGCAUUGCCAGCCAAUCGGGGUCCAUGGUCGACGAGAAGGACGACGGCAUCACCACGGGAUGGAUUUGCGUCAAUGCCGGCGUCGUGGAGAAGAGCGCCGCCCCAGAACCAGGAGCCCAGAAUUUCGAAGGAUUCGGCACCGUCGUGGGCGGCACGCGCGUCGUGGUCCAGAUGUUCACCGAGGAGAAGAGAGCCGAAGUCGAUCUGGAAAGCCUAUGGCAGAAGACCCUGGACCGUGCCGAACGAGAGAAGAAGAAAUACGCUGAGGCCAACCCCUCCGCGCCUCCUAAAGAGGUUCGUUUUUCUUCAUCGACAGACCCAUCACCAUCACCAUCACAUUCUGACCUCGAUCAUGGACAUUCCACCAGGACCCCGGUAACGGCCCCGCUCGGACAGAGAAGACAGAUCCACAGCGGCCGUCCGCGGAUCCCAUUCCAAGCCGUGCAGGGCACCGCUAGCACACCCAUUCCCUCACCUUUUCGGUCCUCCGUGCGCGGAUAUUCCACUUCCCAGGAGAGUGAUGUUGUAAACUCCUUGUUUCAAUACCUAUCAGGCUUGUCGGACGAGCAAGUCCGAAAAGACCUGGGCACCGGUCCGGACGAUACCUCUUCCACACCUUUCUUGCAAUUGUUCUAUGGUAACGACUCCCGGUUUUCCGAGGACGAAAAAGCCUUUGCCAAAUUAAAGCUGUACUGCACCGCAAUCAACCGACACCAUCCGGGAUACAGCAAGGAGGGCUUGGCCAAGACCUUUGAGUACUAUGCUGCCCUGGCCUGUGUCAUCCCCGACGACCUCAGCUUUGAGGUUAUUUCGACCCUGCUAGCCGGUCAGCCCACGGAUGAGCCUGCCGAAGGAGGAGUCAAGAUGACGUUACCACGCGAGGAUAUCGAAAUUGCCUUGGAUGUGCUAGAACACCUGAGCACGCAAGGCACCAACCUAAUCAACCUGAAGAUGUUCAACAUCAUCUACAAAGCCGCUAUGAUAAUCCCUGACCAGCCCCAGCUCCAACCAGAAACCGAAGCGGAAGAACCCACAGAAAACCCCUCAAACGAAGACAAAAUGAUGACAUCCGCCCUAUACCGCGUCUCCCGCAUGAUCGACACCUUCAACUUCCCCUUCGAUGCCACGGAAACCCGACUGCACAUGGUCCUCCGCUUCCAAGCACAAGACUACGACGCCUUCUGGAAGAUCUGGCGCCAGCUCCCGAUCAACGCGCGUUCGCGCAAUCGAAAAGACUACGAGAUGCUGUUCAAGGAGCACGCACGUCUUGGGGACCCGAUUCUCGCCGAAUCCUGUCUGACAACGUGGUUCCCGAUGAUGGACCGAGAAAAGAAUCCUAUUUCGCUAGAAGGUCAACUUCGAACCUCUGUCUUGGAGUGUAUCCUUCUGGCGGAUCCGAAUGUUAGAGAGAAUUCUCAGAAUAUGGCUAAUACGCCUAUGGUGCGCAUGUGGAAUGAGUGUCAUCAAAGACGUGAGGUUCCGGACCAAUGA
Molecule: messenger RNA, 2106 nt
Organism: Aspergillus affinis
Lineage: Eukaryota; Fungi; Ascomycota; Eurotiomycetes; Eurotiales; Aspergillaceae
Exons: 1
Coding region: 1-2106 (701 amino acids)
Biological process (GO): mRNA stabilization; mitochondrial gene expression; mitochondrial proton-transporting ATP synthase complex assembly
Cellular component (GO): mitochondrion
Source: RefSeq, a predicted model, not a curated record